Vicia villosa (hairy vetch) is the source of this 618-nucleotide messenger RNA. RefSeq lists its product as uncharacterized. Gene Ontology annotation, molecular function: nucleic acid binding; RNA-DNA hybrid ribonuclease activity. NCBI's taxonomy places the organism in Eukaryota, Viridiplantae, Streptophyta, Magnoliopsida, Fabales, Fabaceae. The transcript has 2 exons. Bases 1 to 618 code for a protein of 205 amino acids. The record is from RefSeq and is a predicted model, not a curated record.
AUGCCACAAGGUUCUCAUGUACCGUUCACUGCAAGACUGAUGUUGGACUGUACCAACAAUAUGGCAGAGUACGAAGCUUGUAUCAUGGGACUAGAAGAAGCCAUUGAUCUUAGAAUCAAGAUUUUGAAUGUAUUUGGUGAUUCUGCUCUAGUUAUUAAUCAGAUCAAAGGAGAAUGGGAAACCCGUCAUCCUAGAUUAAUUCCUUACAGAGAUUAUGCCCGAAGACUGCUAACCUUCUUCAACAAAGUUGAGUUCCAUCACAUACCUCGUGAGGAAAAUCAAAUGGCAGAUGCAUUGGCUACUCUAGCUUCCAUGUAUCAAGUGAAGUUCCCGAAUGAAGCUCCUCGAAUUAAAAUCAUGCGCCUGGACAGGCCGGAUCAUGUAUUCACUGGUGAAGUUAUCACAAAUGACAAACCGUGGUUUUAUGACAUCAAAAUCUUCUUACAAAAACAAGAGUACCCACCUGGGACAUCUAGCAAAAAUAGAAGAACUUUGAGAAGAUUGUCUGGUAAUUUCUUCCUGACUGGAGAUGUGCUCUACAAAAAGAAUUUUGACAUGACAUGCAAUGACAAGAAAGAUACUGAGAGCAUGUUACUAUUGGAUGACAAUGGAAUCUGA